AUGGGUUCCGUCGUGGAGGGCGACGUCUCCGUGGAGAGCAUCUCGCCAUUCGGCAAGGCUCGCUCGACCAUCAAGGAUGCGCCUCUGAGUGAGGAAGAGCUUAAACUCACCGAUGAUUACAUGCGGGCCAGCCUGUAUCUCUGUCUGGGUAUGCUCUACCUCAGGCAGAAUCCGCUGCUCAAAGAGCCCCUCAAAGUCGAGCAUCUCAAAGCCCGGCUUCUCGGACAUUGGGGUUCCGAUGCCGGUCAAAUCUUCACCUAUGUGGCCAUGAAUCGGCUCAUCAAGAAAUACGACCUCGAUGUCAUCUUUAUUUCGGGACCUGGCCACGGUGCCCCAGCGGUCAUUUCCCAAGCCUAUCUGGAGGGCGUCUACAGCGAAGUCUACCCGGACAAAUCAGAAGAUGUCGAAGGACUGCGGAAGUUCUUCAAGCAGUUUUCGUUCCCAGGUGGCAUUGGCAGUCAUGCUACGCCCGAAACACCAGGUAGUCUGCACGAAGGAGGCGAGCUUGGAUAUAGCAUUUCGCAUGCAUUUGGAACUGUUUUCGACCAUCCGGAUCUGAUUGCUCUGACUAUGGUCGGCGAUGGAGAGUCCGAGACAGGCCCUCUGGCGACUAGCUGGCAUAGCACCAAGUUCCUGAAUCCCAUUACCGAUGGCGCUGUUCUCCCCGUUCUCCAUCUCAACGGCUACAAGAUCAACAACCCGACACUACUCGCCCGAAUCAGCCACCGAGAGCUCGAAGCGCUCUUUGUCGGAUAUGGAUGGACUCCGUAUUUCGUCGAGGGCAGUGAUCCCCUGAGUAUGCACCAGGCCAUGGCCGCCACGUUGGAGAAAGCAGUCCAAGACAUCAGAGGCUAUCAGAAGAAGGCACGGGAGUCAGGAAAAGCGUUCCGCCCACUGUGGCCCAUGAUCAUUCUUCGAAGUCCCAAGGGAUGGACCGGCCCCCGGACAGUGGACGGCCACUAUCUUGAGGGCUACUGGAGAGCUCAUCAGAUUCCUCUUCCAAACGUCGCGUCCAGCCCAGAACACCUCAAACUCCUGGAGGAGUGGAUGAAGAGCUACACACCCGAGAAAUACUUCACCGAGGACGGCAAGCUGGUCCCAGAGCUGAAGAAGGUUGCUCCGGAAGGCAACAGACGUAUGAGUGCAAAUCCCGUUGCCAAUGGCGGACUGAUCAAGAAACCCCUUCUUAUGCCUGACUUUCGCGAGUACAGCCUUCCUGUCGAAAAGGGAGGUAUCAAAGACGCGCCUAGCAUGUCCAACUUUGCCAACUUCCUUCGGGACAUCAUCCAGAAGAACCCUCACAACUUCCGACUGUUCGGGCCUGACGAGACGGAAUCCAACAAGCUUGGUGGCGUGUACGCGGCCGGCAAGAAGGUCUGGUUGGGGGAAUACUUUGACGAAGACGCGGACGGCGGCAAUUUGGCGUUCGAAGGUCGCGUCAUGGAAAUGCUCAGCGAGCACACCGUCGAGGGCUGGCUCGAGGGUUACCUGCUGUCAGGCCGCCAUGGCAUGCUCAACAGCUACGAGCCCUUCAUCCACAUCAUCGACUCGAUGGUGAACCAGCACUGCAAAUGGAUCGAGAAGUGUCUCGAAGUCGAGUGGCGCGCCAAGAUUGCCUCGCUCAACAUCCUUCUCACGGCGACGGUCUGGCGGCAGGACCACAACGGCUUCACACACCAAGAUCCGGGCUUCCUCGACGUCGUGUGCAACAAAUCCCCCGAAGUCGUGCGCAUCUACUUGCCGCCUGACGGGAACUGUCUGCUGUCCGUGAUGGACCACUGCUUCCGCAGCAGCAACUACGUCAACGUCAUCGUCGCGGACAAGCAGAACCACCUGCAAUACCUGGACACGGAGGCCGCGAUCGAGCACUGCACCAAAGGCGCCGGGAUCUGGGACUGGGCCUCCAACGACCAAGGCGAGGAGCCCGACGUGGUCAUGGCCUCGUGCGGCGACGUGCCCACCAUGGAAGCCCUGGCCGCCACGGCCCUGCUGCGCGAAUACAUCCCCGAGCUGAAGAUCCGGUUCGUCAACGUGGUCGACCUGUUCAAGCUGAUCCCGCACGGCGACCACCCGCACGGCAUGACGCAGCGCGACUUUGAAGCCAUCUUUACACCCAACAAACCCGUCAUCUUCAACUUCCAUUCCUACCCGUGGUUGAUCCACCGGCUCACCGCCCAGCGGCCGAGCCAACACAACCUGCACGUCAGGGGCUACAAUGAGAAAGGCAACAUCGACACGCCUCUCGAGUUGGCCAUCCGCAACCGCACCGAUCGGUUCAGUCUCGCGAUGGAGGCCCUGGACCGCAUGCCCGAACUGGGCAACAAGGGCUCGAGCGCGCGGGAGAAGCUGCUCAGCAGCCAGAUCAAGUACCGUACCGUGGCGUUCAACGAGGGCAUCGACCCCGAGGAGAUCCGGACCUGGAAAUGGCCCUUUUGA
This is a messenger RNA of Cladophialophora yegresii CBS 114405, 2436 nucleotides long. Its product is annotated as phosphoketolase 1. Lineage: Eukaryota; Fungi; Ascomycota; Eurotiomycetes; Chaetothyriales; Herpotrichiellaceae. Gene Ontology annotation, biological process: carbohydrate metabolic process. Bases 1 to 2436 code for a protein of 811 amino acids. The record is from RefSeq and is a predicted model, not a curated record. The transcript is spliced from 2 exons. Gene Ontology annotation, molecular function: aldehyde-lyase activity.